GAGUGAGUUGCUCCGAGUCACUCGUGCGUGAGAAGAAAAUGGACAGACGUGGACAUGUCUCGUAGUGAAGUAAAUAAUCGCGCAUUCUCUUUCUCCUAAGGACAUCGUACCUGGAAAAUGACGAACCCCGACGGUGAAUUCGUUCCUCCACCGGAAGCGCCGGUGUUUGAGCCGACGCCCGAGGAGUUUAAGGACCCCAUGGCAUACAUAGCGAAAAUUCGACCCAUCGCUGAACAGACUGGGAUUUGCAAAAUCAGGCCACCCCCGGACUGGCAGCCACCAUUUGCUGUGGAUGUGGAGAACUUCAAGUUCACCCCAAGGGUGCAGCGUCUAAAUGAACUAGAAGCAACUACGAGAAUAAAGCUCAACUUUCUAGACCAAAUAGCGAAAUUCUGGGAUCUGCAGGGCUCGAGACUGAAGAUACCCAAUAUUGAGAAAAAGGCCCUUGACCUCUAUAACCUUUAUAAAUUUGUCCAUGAUGAAGGCGGCAUGGAGCAGGUAUGCCGAGACCGGAAAUGGGCCAAAGUUGCGUCCCGCAUGGGCUAUGCCCCCAUGCGCACGGUGGGCUCGCUACUGCGGCAACACUAUGAGCGCAUCCUCUACCCGUACGAUGUCUUCCAGAGUGGGGCAAACCUCGGGGACAUUAACUUAAGUGAAGACUCCGAAGACUGCGACAAGAAAGACCGUGACUACGUGCCCCAUGGCAUUCCUUCGCGGCAGGCUAUCAAGCCUCCCCAUGACCGAUCAGCUCGUCGUUCCAAACGUCAUGGCAAGGAACCAGCGGAAUGUUUGGACGUUGUCACAGAUGACGAUGUUGACUAUACGACUAACAAUGAGCUGAGAAAACUGCAGUUCUAUGGGGCUGGCCCGAAGAUGCCUGGCUACUGCCCUAAAGGGUCUGGGAGUUCUGACGAAAUGAAGGACGAGUGCUGUGAACUGAAAGAGGAGCGAAAACCUAAACCUGUAAGGGGCAUCAUUGAGCAAAUAGUGUGCCACACGUGUGGACGGGGUGACGACGAGGAGAGCAUGUUGCUGUGUGACGGCUGUGACGACAGCUACCACACCUUCUGCCUGCUGCCUCCAUUGCCCGAGAUACCACGUGGUGACUGGCGCUGCCCACGUUGCGUCGCUGCAGAAGUGCGGAAACCCCAGGAAGCGUUCGGCUUUGAGCAGGCAAGACGCGAAUAUACCCUCCAGGACUUUGGCGAGAUGGCGGACAAAUUCAAGUCCAGCUACUUCAGUAUGCCAGUGCAUAUGAUCUCCACAGAGACUGUGGAGAAAGAGUUCUGGAGGAUUGUCGCUGCUGUUGAUGAAGACGUCACAGUGGAAUAUGGUGCGGACCUGCACUCAGUGGAACACGGCUCGGGCUUUCCCACAAAGAACAGUGACCUGCUGCCUGGUGACGAGGUCAGUCAGCAACACGAGAAAAAGUCCAGGAAGAACAUCCGUGAUUCAUUUGAAUACAUGAAUUGUGGCUGGAACCUUAACAACCUUCCUGUUGUGGAUGGUUCUGUGCUGCGACAUAUCAACGCAGACAUCUCUGGCAUGAAGAUUCCAUGGAUGUAUGUUGGUAUGUGCUUUGCCACAUUCUGCUGGCAUAACGAAGACCACUGGAGUUACUCCAUCAACUACCUUCACUGGGGUGAGCCCAAGACUUGGUAUGGAGUCCCUGGUGGGAAGGCUGAAGUCUUCGAAGACGCUAUGCGCUGCGCUGCACCCGAGCUCUUCCAAGCGCAACCCGACCUGCUUCAUCAGCUGGUCACCAUUAUGAACCCCAAUAUCCUCCAGGCUUCUGGAGUGCCUAUAUAUAGAACGGAUCAAAGCGCAGGGGAGUUUGUAAUCACAUUCCCCAGGUCUUACCAUGCUGGCUUCAAUCAAGGCUACAACUUUGCUGAAGCUGUCAAUUUUGCACCUGCUGACUGGCUCCCCAUAGGGCGAGUAUGCGUGUCGCACUACAGCAUGCUGCGGCGAUUCUGCGUCUUCUCGCAUGACGAGCUUGUGUGCAAGAUGGCGGCCAAUCCAGAGCAUCUAGACAUCAGCCUAGCAGCAUCCACAUACCAGGACAUGUUGAAGAUGGUGGAGACGGAGCGUGAACAACGGCGGUGCCUGCUGGAGUGGGGCAUCACAGAUGCAGAGCGCGAGGCAUUUGAGCUUCUGCCAGACGAUGAGCGGCAGUGCGACUACUGCAAGACCACGUGCUUCCUUUCGGCUGUCACGUGCUCGUGCAACGGCUCGAAAUUGGUCUGCAUACCCCAUCGGGACCAUCUGUGCGAUUGCCCACCCAGCAACCAUUGCCUCAGGUACCGCUAUACUUUAGACGAGCUGCCAGUCAUGCUCCACCGCCUGAAGGUCCGGGCGGAAUCGUUUGACAACUGGGCGAUCAAGGUGAAGGCUGCACUGGAGGCCACCGAAGAUGAGGACAAGCUGGAGCUUUCUGAGCUGAAAGAGUUGGUUCAAGAGGCCGAGGAAAAGCGCUUCCCGCCGACGGAACUGCUUCAGUCACUGACAAAGGCUGUGCAGGAGUCCGAGAAGACGUCCAGCGUGGCCCAGCAGCUGCUUAGCAAGAAAGUGCGCACGCGCAACCGUCAGUCGCAGGAUGCAAAGUACACAUCUCGGCUCACCCUUGACGAGCUGCAGGUGUUCUACGAGCAGCUCUCCAAGCUACCGUGUGUGAUCAAGGAGUCUGCAAUGAUCCGUGACCUUGUGGACAGAGUUGUUGACUUCCAGAGCAGUGCCCGUGACCUGCUCACUUUGGACGAGAUGGGAGAGUCGUGGCGCCUCGAGAAACUUCUCGAAGCAGGCCUCAGCCUGGACAUGGAUCUACCAGAGAUACCUCAACUGAAGCAGAAGGUGCAGCAAGCUCAGUGGCUGGAGGAGGUGCAGGCUACCCUGCUGCCACGGGCUCAGUCGGAGGCACAGCCAGAGGCACUGGCACAGCAGGCGGAGAGGGAUCCACCAACACUAGAAGAGCUGCGCCGCCUACUUGAGGCUGGUGUCGCCAUACCCCCUCACCCAGUCUCCGAGCGUGCCUUGGCUGAACUGCAAGGUCUCUUGACGGCAUCCGAACGGUGGGAGGAGCGCGCAAAAACUUGCCUGCAGGCACAGCCACGCCAGACGCUGGCUGCCUGCGAGGCCCUGGCCGAGGAAGGAGUCGCCAUUCCUGUCCAUUUGCCGAGCCUCGCCGCCCUAAAGGACGCCAUUCGCAGGGCGAAGGAGUGGGGUGCCCGCGCCGAAGCCCUUCAGGGCACUGAGUCCAAGUACCCAUACAUAGAGACGCUGGAGAACCUGUUGCAGAAGGGCCGGCCAAUCCCAGUGUGCCUGGAGCAGCUGCCCCAGCUGGAGUCUCAGGUGGCAGCGGCCAAGGCCUGGAAGGAGCGCACAGCGCGCACGUUCCUCAAGAAGAACUCUGCCUACUCCUUGCUUGAGGUGUUGUCACCUCGCCGGGACAUUGGCAUCUAUCAGGUCACCGCACGAGGCAAGAAGAAGCGCCUGCGUGAUGGGCCGCCGCUGCCAGACAAGGAGGAGCCGCCAGAGAUCAAAACUGAAGACACCAAGGAUCCGGCCAUCGUUGUGGCUGCUUUCAAAGAGUCUGUUGCACAAGAGCUGGAGAGCAUGAAGCAGCUGCGGGCGCACAACUUGCGCAAGCGCCUUGAGGACACCGGCCAGGCACGCUACUGCACCUGUCACAACUUAUUCGGUGGCCACAUGUUGCAGUGCGAGCUCUGCAAGGACUGGUUCCAUGCUAGUUGCGUGCCGACACCCAAGGCGAGGGGUGCGGCCAAGUCUGGCAACUCUGGGGGAAGCAGCAGUCCCGGAGGUGCGGCUGGCUCGUCGUCACCAGGAUCAUCCGUCUUCUCUGUUGCCUCGGCCAAGGAGAGCAAGUUCUUAUGCCCCGCGUGCCUGCGGUCGCGGCGGCCUCGGCUCGAGACCAUCCUGUCGUUGUUAGUGUCACUGCAGAAGCUGCCCGUGCGCCUGCCCGAAGGGGAGGCGCUGCAGUGUCUCACCGAGCGAGCCAUGUCUUGGCAGGACCGUGCCCGGCAGGCACUGGCCACGGAUGAGCUGGCGGCAGCCCUGGCCAAGCUGUCGGUUCUUUCCCAGAAGAUGGUGGAGCAGGCGGCACGAGAGAAGACCGAGAAGAUAAUCAGUGCAGAGCUGCUUCGAGCGGCCAGCAAGCCAGAGCUGCAGCCGCACCUGCAGAGUGUUGCACAGUCGGCCUUUGGAGGGCUGCGAGCGCAGGAGAAAAAUGGCAGCAGCUCCGACGUGGAGGCAACUAGCGUGCCAGAGGACGCUGUUCCAACUGUUGCAGCAGAACAGGAGGUGUCUCUGUCACAGGAUGGUGCCGACGAUGGUGACGUAAAGCCAACAGUGGAAGAUGAAAAGCAGCCUCCCUGCGACAGCUACAGCAGCAUGGAGCAUGCCUAUUCCACUGCAUCCAAGAACAACGCUGUGUGCAACCCUUCACCACGCAAGCAUGCACGCAAGUCUCCGCUGGUGCCACGGCAAGUGGAGAGCCCCGUGCUGGAAUUGAGUGCCGGGGCCAAGACGCGCCUAGAGGCGCUGCUCACCGAGGGGGACCUGCUGGAGGUGUCGCUCGACGAGACUGGCCACAUCUGGCGCAUCCUUCAGGCCACCAAACCACCACGGGAUCCCCUCUCGCCUUUCGAGGCCUUCCCAGAGUUUGAGGACUACACGGAGGCUUCCAAGAGACCUGAUAAGAGAACAAAAAAGCGCAAGGUGGAGCAGGCAGAAGCCACGGUCAAGCCACGUCCAAAGCCGAAGCUGCAGAAGCGAAUGCCAACCAAGGACGAGGCUGGCAAUCCGUCCACAUCAGCCGGUCAGGGAGCUUCAGCUGCAGCCGACUCUUCAACAACCAAAGCAGCUAGCGGUGUCAAGAAGGUGUCCAGAGGAGCGGCCGACACUGGAAAGCAACCUGAGCGCAAGGUGCGGCCCAUCAAGAAGGUGCGCCGUGAGGACUCUGGAUCUGGCGGUGCUGCCUCCAGUGACAAGGUGGUGAAACGACGGCGAGUGGCCCAUCGCCCACAGAAUGCGUCGUCGUCUGCUGAGACAGCCGAUGUGGCAGACGAUGUCUGCUCCGCACCAGCCUGUGUCCAGCCUCAAGGUGAGGCAGUAAACUGGGUACAGUGUGAUGGGGGCUGUGAACAGUGGUUCCACCUGCUUUGCGUGGGUCUGAGCAUGAAUGAGGUGAAGGACAGUGAGGACUACUACUGCCCACAGUGCAGUCAGCCCGACGUUAAAGCCUCGAGUCGCAGUGGCCAGCAAGACGUCAGCGGGAAUGGGGAGUUACCGGAACUGCCCGACGAAACAGUUGACUCGGGAUCGCCAGCAGCAGCGGAAGCCGAAGAUUCCAACGGCGCAGCCGUUUCUUCAAUCUCUGAGCCUCCGACUGGAGCUGCACUUUUAACGGCGGCUGUGUGAAGUGUUGUCUAGUUUUGUUCUUGUUGAAUUGAGUGAGGCGGGGGGAAUGCUGUCUUGUUUAAAGAAAGCUGUUAUCACAAAGGUUGAGCCUCAGGUACGAAUGAUGUGCUGUAAAGGUUGGGGGGUGAUGUGUGUUGGUUUGUGUUGUAGUGAGAUUCUCGUGUGGCCACAUCGUCGUGGUCAUUGUGGUGUUCAUUAUUUUCAUGUGUGUGUGUGUGUGAUGGGUCUUGCUCACUGCUAAAUGGAGGCAUGUGAGCUGAUUUAUGGAGGGAGGCCCUCUUUACGAUUCCUACCCACUUGUAUGGUCACCGCCUUGUAAGCUUUUCCACUCUCGAUCCUCUGUCGUAGCAGUAUCAAACAUGUCUCCCGUUUAGCAUGUAUUUUCCUUUUUCAUCUUUUUCAUUGCUGCAAGACCUGAGCUGCCUGUGUUUCUUAGUCUAUUCAAGCAUUCUCGUGCACAUUUUUGUUCAUCAGUAAUAUCUUUCUCAUUCUUUCACUGCAUGUGCUGCUCUCUCUGAUUUAACAUUGCACACUGCUCCAUAAGCCCUGCGUGCGUAUCUUGUCUAUAUGUGCGUUUAGAUCAGUGUGUUGUGCUCGCUGCACUGAGGAAACAAUAUUGUACACACCCCGAUGUGUUGCACAAACGUGCACUCGUGCACACACACACACAAACACAUUAGACGAGACCUGCCAGCCUUUCCUCCUAGACUAACUUUCAGCAGCCAGCACCUUUUGUACAUAUAUACAUACAUUGAAUGUCAUAUAAGACCUAUACGAAAACCAUAAAAAUAACAAAAAAAUGAAGACCUGUAUUAUUAGAUGAUCAUGGUGCUUGCUGUUGUUUCUCACCAUGUGACCGCAUUGUGUUCGUUUGUCAGCUCUGGUUUAGUAUGUACAUGUACAGUCAGCUCGCAGGACGUCACGCAAAAAGUAAGAUGGGGUGUAGCUCUGUGGCACAAGCAACUGUAGGCACGCAGACGGCUUGCCAGUAUUGAAGCUGCAGUUUUCUUUAACGGAGUGGCGCCCUGUUAAACCCUUCAUUCGACGUUGUCAUCGCAUGCACCUCUUCAUUCAGCCAGCCCCCAUGCAGCCCCAUUUUGUUCCUUUGCUGGUGCAUCAAUACGAGUAGUCAUAAUGAGGACGAACAAAAAAGAAACAUUGCACUGUAUAACCAUCCUGGAUAAAAUAGCUUCGUUGCAGGGGGAGGCCACGAUUGACUCUGGGCGUACACUUUUUUUGUUCAUUUUUCUCAGCAUCUGCGUUGAGGGUACGGCACUGCAUCUCUCAUUACUGUACUCAUCAGCUUGCUUGUACCACUUGUAUGAUAGGUUUAGAGCUCUGGCAGAGAUAAAAAAGCCACGUUUUAUUUAUUUUCAUUGUGUUAUAUUGUGGCUCCAAGGUCAAUCGAGUGAUGAGGUUUGAAACCCUUCCUCCCUUUGUGUUAAAUUUUUUUAAGGUUUGGUUUUGUGCAAUCCCCUUGUCGUCUUGUCGCAUUUCAGUGACUUUACAUAACCGUGACUUUUUUUAGCCUUUUUUUGGUUACAAAGCAAACUGACAAAUCAUCUUGAAACAUGUACGUGCACAUUGCUUGAAAUUGUCAUUUUCUUUUUCCUCGUGUAAUUGUGCGGGUCCCUAAAAGAAGUGCAUUUAUCAAAGGCUCGAGAAUUCUUUUCAUGUCUGCGAUAUCAUGGUAUGGUUUACGCAGCAGAAAAAAAUUUUUUUUUCCCUGUAUUUGACAUGUGAUUGCACACAAGCUGCUGUUAGACAAGAAAGUACUUGGAACUAAUUAGAUCUAUCUGUCUCUUUUUUGUACAUAUGCAGUAAAAAUUUUCUGGAGAACA
Messenger RNA from Rhipicephalus sanguineus (brown dog tick), 7277 nucleotides. It is a transcript of the gene Kdm5, whose product is annotated as lysine-specific demethylase 5A. NCBI's taxonomy places the organism in Eukaryota, Metazoa, Arthropoda, Arachnida, Ixodida, Ixodidae. The record is from RefSeq and is a predicted model, not a curated record. Bases 118 to 5436 code for a protein of 1772 amino acids. Gene Ontology annotation, cellular component: nucleus. Gene Ontology annotation, molecular function: histone demethylase activity; DNA binding. Gene Ontology annotation, biological process: chromatin remodeling. The transcript has 32 exons.